UUCAGCACGGCUCUUCAUUUUAGGCUUCAUUUUACCCAGAAAAAUUACUCAGUGAGCCUCAAUACCUAAUUAAAAUAUUGUCUUGGUCCUUGAACUAAAACACAGUAGCCAUUGUAUUUUUUCAUUAUUUUUAGGCAUACAUUAUGGAAAGCCUAUUUAACAGUGAACUAAUAAGACCUAUCUAUUAAGAAGUUAAAUCAAAAGCAUGGAAAAUCAAAUGAAUUCCAGUGGUGAUCGCAGAAAGCGUUCAGAACUUGUAGAAUACUAUGCAGCUGAAAAGAAAAAGUGGGGGAAAAUGCCAGCUUCAUCUAAAUUUGAUCUGCUCAGCAAAGAAUUUGAUCCAGGACUCUACUCUCAGAAGCUAAUAAAGGAGUACAGCUUGAAGCAGCUACUCGAGGAAGAAGCUUCUCUGUCAUCAACAGCUCAACGUCUUGACUCUGACUGCCAGACGCUCGUCUAUGAACAUUAUGACAAGUUCCUCCAUGCCACUGAUCUUGUUCACAAGCUGAAGGAGGGUUCUAGUGAAAUGGAAGGUCAACUGAAGCAACUCCAGAGCAACAUGGCAUUAAUAACAGAUUCUUCAUCUGUUAUCACAGCCGGCUUGAAGGAACGACGAAGUGAGCUCUCAUCAUUGCUCAACGCACAUACCACCCUGCAGAAACUUGAAUUUCUCUUCCAACUGCCAGACAAGAUGGAUGAAUGUAUUUCUAAAGGCAACCUUAAAGAGGGCGUGGACUGCUACGUGAACACGUGCGAGGUGCUGCACCGCUACCGCCACCUCAGCUCCCUGGCCUCCGUGCAGGCUGACUGCGAUGCUGCUCUUGCCAGGCUUAAAGCUGCGUUACAUGAUACCAUUGCUGAGGGCACAGCCAAGUGUCUGAGCAAGAGCGUAGAGCUGCUCCUGCAGCUGGGGGAGCCGCAGCAGACUCUGCAGCAGAGCUUCCUGCAGCAGGCGAACAAGCGCCUGCACAGCGACCUCCGAGCCAUCAAACUUAUUGCAGAACCUAAACUCAGAACCAACAGAAGGACAAGUAUGGCGCCCACUGAGACGUUGUCAGAAGGAUAUGACUCGAGCACGGAGGAGGAGGACAAGUCCACCAUCAUGGAGGACGAGGAGCCUUCAAGUCUCACUUCCAGGGAUGGUCGUGAGCCUCAGCCUGAGAAGCGCUUUGAUGUUGCAGACGUCAGGCAGGGCAUCGCCAGCAGCAGCAGCAGCGUGGGCGCAGCAGAGGAGCUGUCGCGGCUGCUGUCCCACCUCGUGGCCAGGACGGCGGCUGACAUCAAGCAGCACCUCGCCUGUGUGUCGAUUUUCCUGAAGAGCGGAGUCACGUACAGCUCAGACGACUUGUUCCGCACGGAGUUUGUGCUGCGACAGGUGCGCGAAGGUGUCGUCGUCGCCUUCUUCUUCCACCUCGCCGACACGCUGGCUUCUUUUGCCACUCGAGGGCCUCAACAGCAUAGCUCUCCUGACCCACUUAGCCCCUCUGCUGACCCACUUAGCUCCUCUACUGACCCACAAGCCCAUUCUCUCGAUGCAGAAAAAAAUAGAAGAGUCGCAUCACGAGCAAGUUUGCAGGAAAGCAAUGGCAGAUCGGAAGGCAUGAAGGACGCUGAUGGGGGCGAGGGUUGCAGAACAAUUGUUAUCGGCAACCCCAUCGCUGCCGGCGGUGCCGCGGGUGGUGCCAGUGGCAGCCUCCUGCUGGUGCUCGCUAGGGCCGCGUGGGACCUGCAAACUUCUACAGCUCACUACCUGGUGCGUGAGUGCGACGAGGCGCUGGGUGUCGGCAAGCUCGUGGCGAGUGUGGAGGGCAGCGCGGCGCUGCUGACGCCGUCCGAGCGCAUCACGUCGCGCCUCAAGCUAGCUGCCCACGCCCUCCUCAACGCCUACGUCGCCAGGCAGGGCGCCCACUUCACGCAGCUGCUGGUGCGCAGCGUGGAGCUCAAGGACUGGCUGCAGUGCGGGGAACCCACGGCCGUGCGCUCCGUCAUCGCCUCCUUCAGGGAGGGCAUCGAGACCUGCGCCAAACAAGUGGGGGCGCUGUACGAAGAAGGCACGAGGAAGGAACGGUCGUCAGACUCGUCCAGGAGAACAUUCCAGAGCAUGUCCUCGCUGGUGGUGCGGCCGUCACCGACGCCCCUGGCGCGAUGGGGCGGCACCAACCCGCCCCUGACGCUGUCCAAGCUCUGGAGUGACCGCGUCGACGUGUACGCUCCCGUACUGCCUGAGAAGCUCGCCAUCGUCACCGCCGUGCUUAAAAUUGCGCUUAAAAGUCUGGAGGAAAGCCUGCGCGUGUGCACGCUGAGCACUGAGGGCCUGCAGCAGGUGCAGCUCGACGUGCAUUACCUCCACACGCACUUCUGGCUGCAUGUCUCCGACGACGCGCUACUGCAGGCUCUGCUGGACGCCGUGCUCACUGCCGCCGCCCUGCGCUGCGUUAAGCCGAGCCUGCUCGACGCAGGCCGCCUCGACCUGCUCUCCGACCUGUCCUGACCAUCACAACCUGCUCUCCGACCUGUCCUGACCACCUCUACCUUCUCUCCGACCUGUCCUGACCACCUCGACCUUCUCUCCGACCUGUCCUGACCACCUCGACCUUCUCUCCGACCUGUCCUGACCACCACGACCUUCUCUCCGACCUGUCCUGACCACCACGACCUGCUCUCUGACCUGUCCUGACCACCACGACCAGCUCUCCGACCUGUCCUGACCACCACGACCAGCUCUCCGACCUGUCCUGACCA
This is a messenger RNA of Hyalella azteca, 2742 nucleotides long. It is a transcript of the gene Vps51, whose product is annotated as vacuolar protein sorting-associated protein 51 homolog. Gene Ontology annotation, cellular component: membrane; GARP complex; EARP complex. The transcript is spliced from 16 exons. Gene Ontology annotation, biological process: endocytic recycling; Golgi vesicle transport; Golgi organization. The record is from RefSeq and is a predicted model, not a curated record. The coding region runs from base 206 to 2491 and encodes 761 amino acids. NCBI's taxonomy places the organism in Eukaryota, Metazoa, Arthropoda, Malacostraca, Amphipoda, Hyalellidae.